AUGACGGGACUUACGUUCCCUGUGGAUGCUGCCAAACUGUCAAUGAGCACCAUGCAGGUCGUUGUUGCUCCAAUUUUCUUAGGUUCUUAUAUGCAGAGUGCAUUUCCUGCAGUGGUAUAUAUCAGCAGUUGUUUGCGGGUUUACCCCUCUUGUUGCUUAGGCAACUUAAACCCUCAACAUAGUGAGGUGUGGGGCGAAAGGGGCCACCAUUCUCUUUCUUUCUUCAAUCGUUCCGAUCAGCACAAGUGGGUUGCUAUGCAAAAUUCUUCUUUGGGUGUGGUUUUGGCCACUUCUCAUUUCACCUCGCCGAUGGUUUGA
Messenger RNA from Prunus armeniaca (apricot), 318 nucleotides. The record is from the annotation of a GenBank genome assembly. NCBI's taxonomy places the organism in Eukaryota, Viridiplantae, Streptophyta, Magnoliopsida, Rosales, Rosaceae.